This is a messenger RNA of Penicillium brasilianum, 2163 nucleotides long. The record is from the annotation of a GenBank genome assembly. NCBI's taxonomy places the organism in Eukaryota, Fungi, Ascomycota, Eurotiomycetes, Eurotiales, Aspergillaceae.
GUCUUAAGCCCAAUCCCCUAGAUCAGCCCCAGAUCAAGCUUGAAGUUCUGGCCAUCCCAAAUUAAGCAACUUUCUUGCCCAUUCCCAAUCCGUACACGGGAUCCUGCAUUGCUGCGGAGUAUCUCCAAAGCUAAAGCUUCGCUUUUGCUCUCUCUUUCCCGCAUGGCGCGUGGCUUUUCGCGUCCACUUUCUUAUCUCCUGCAUACUGAUGCGAAGGUCGCUUAUUGUCAAAGAGGCCUUUCUGGCUUGGGCGACCGGUAAAGUUUAAGAUUUCAUAUCAGGCGGAGGUCGUAUAUAAGGAGGGAGAUGGUCGGGCUGGCGGGGGUGAUGAUCUUAUUCUUGUUAUUGUUAUCAGCUUCCGAUUCCACCUUGACUACUUGACGUACUCGUCGCUAUACAAUUUCCUCGGUUGAGAGUUGGCCUCUGUUCAUCUCGCUGUCCCCAUCACAGCCUUUAGUCGCAUCAGACAUUCCUCCUUUCCCUGAGACUACCGUCACGAUGGGACUCGACACGUCCACCGAAAAAGAUAUACAAACGAGCAGCGGUUCGCCCAGUCAUGACCACGAGGCCGGCGAAAUCGCCAGCAUCGGCGAGCGCGAUGAGCUACACCAUCUUGGCUAUGAGCAGGAGCUGCACCGUAAUCGAUCGGUGCUCACUCUUCUCUUCCAAUCGCUCGCUAUCGCAGCCAUUCCCUACGGCGAGGGCAGUGCCCUGCUCAGCGCCAUCUACGGCGGCGGUCCCCUCUCCAUCUUCGUCGGAUGGAUAGUCGUCUGCGUACUUGAUCAAUGCAUCGCAAUGUCCCUCGCCGAGCUAGCCUCACGCUAUCCCACCUCCGCAGGCCCCUAUUACUGGUCCUUCCAGAUCGCACGCAGCAGUAAAACAACCGUCUCCUUCAUCAAUGCCUGGAUCUGGCUCAUAGGCAACUGGACCAUCACCCUAUCUGUCAACUUUGGCUUCGCAUCUCUUCUCUCCGCCACAAUCUCCAUGUACCAUCCCGACUGGAGCGCAAACUCCUGGCAACUCCUCCUCAUCUUCUACGCCGUAUGCCUAGGCAGUCUAGUCAUCUGUACUUUUGCAAACAAGUACCUCCCUCAGGUGGACAUUGCCUGCGCCACCUGGACCGCCCUAACAAUCAUCGUCAUCCUAAUCGCCGUCUCCGUCAAAGCUGAUGCAGGCCGUCACUCCGCCUCCUACGCUCUAUCUCACUACGAUACCUCCUUCGCCGGCUGGGGCAGCUUUACCUUCUUCAUCGGCCUCCUCCCAGCAGCAUACACCUUCUCCGCCAUCGGCAUGGUCUCCUCCAUGGCCGAAGAAGUCGCCCAACCAGCGAUUAAAGUGCCCCGCGCAAUCGCCCUCGCUAUCCCAGUCGGCUUCAUCGCAGGCCUCCUCUUCAUCAUCCCACUCUGCGUCACCCUCCCCCCUCUCGAAGAAAUCAUCAACUCCCCCGGCGGCCAGGCACUCCCCUACAUCCUGCACCGAGUCAUGGGCUCCCCAGGCGGCGGCUUAGGCCUCAUCUUCCUAGUCCUCAUAAUCACCCUCUUUUGCAGCAUAAGUAUCACCGUCGCCGCAAGCAGAGCAACCUGGGCCGCAGCCCGCGACGACGCAAUCCCCCUCGCAAAGCUCUGGGCCCGCGUACACCCCGGCCUCGGUGUCCCAGUCUGGUCCCUCAUUCUUCUUACCCUAAUCCAGAUGCUGCUGGGUUUGAUCAAUCUCGGGUCAACCAGUGCGUUUACCGCGUUCGUGUCUGUCGGUGUUAUCGCGCUUGCUGCGGCGUAUGCGGUCCCCAUCGCGUUGAGUCUGUAUCAUGGUCGUGAGGAGGUUUCCAAGGCGCCGUGGAACUGUGGGAAGGUUGUGGGUGUGACUGUGAAUGUGCUUGCGUUGGCGUGGAUUGCGUUUGAGUUGGUUCUGUUUAGUAUGCCGACUGCUUUGCCGGUGACGCCCGUUUCGAUGAAUUAUGCUUCGGUCGUGUUCGUUGGCUUUAUGGCUAUUUCGGCGGUUUGGUAUGCUGUUUAUGCUAGGAAGCAUUACAAGGGUCCACCCGAGUCGGAUGCGUUGUAGCGGAGGUGGAAUUUCGGUAUAGUUAUCUUGCACAUGUAUGUUUUGGGCCAUAGCGGCAUAUAUAGUCAAUACAAUAUUUCAAACCUGCUUCGUUGGUUCUCACUA